Messenger RNA from Lontra canadensis (Northern American river otter), 631 nucleotides. Its product is annotated as protein sidekick-1-like. The transcript has 5 exons. NCBI's taxonomy places the organism in Eukaryota, Metazoa, Chordata, Mammalia, Carnivora, Mustelidae. The record is from RefSeq and is a predicted model, not a curated record. The coding region runs from base 1 to 594 and encodes 197 amino acids.
AUGAGCUUGAUGUUGGACUCUUUUGGCAACCAGCGGUUGAUUCCUAUCCAUUCUGCCAUGAGAGAGUUUCUGGUAGCAGACCCAUGGUUUUCCAUGAUGGAGCAGAUAAUUAAAACCCAUGGCGAGCUCAGCCUUCUUCAGGAAGAUGUUGUGCCGUAUUUUAAAACAGAGCCAGGCCUACCACAGAUUCACCUGGAAGGCAACCGCCUUGUUCUCACCUGCCUUGCUGAAGGGAGCUGGCCUUUAGAGUUCAAGUGGAUGCACAAUGACCGUGAGCUCACCACCUACACCAGCGAAUAUAAGUAUAUUAUCCCGUCUUUACAGAGGCUUGAUGCUGGGUUUUACCGCUGUGUGGUGCGAAACAGGAUGGGAGCUCUCUUGCAGAGAAGAUCAGAAGUUCAAGUCGCAUAUAUGGGAAAUUUCAUGGAUACAGACCAGAGGAAAAUGGUGUCUCAAGGACAUGCAGUAGUUCUCAACUUACCACCCAUCACCAGCUGCCCAAGACCGCAAGUGACCUGGUUCAGAGAAGGGCACAAGAUCAUUCCCAGCAACAGAAUGUUCUUGUGCUCAGACUGCGUGCGGCAGCCUACCUGACGGGAAUGCAGAAGCACGGCGUACUUGUCUGUGUUUG